GUGAAAUUAAAAACUGGUUGGUCUACAGACAAAUCCUCACAGACGUCACAACAGAUGAAGAAGCAUCACAUAACACUUCGCAGAUCUAAAGAACAGACAGGACGAAUGUAGCCUCUUCUCCAUCUUCACCAUACGCAGCGAAUGGUUAAGAUCUGAUUCAGUCAUUGGCUGAUAAUCAUCAUUUCACUAUUACUCCUCUUUGACCAAAAUCUGAUCUCUUUUUUUUGGACCAACCUGAUGCACCAGAUUUACAAGCCAUACUUGACCUCUGUGGACAAAACCUCGCGGGACCGGGGCGCACGUUUGCUCGCGCGCUCAUUCCGGGCGCGAACACCCUCUAGCGCUGCACGGCUCCCGCGUCGCCACAGGAAAAACUCUUUUCCUCUCACUUCGGCGUGGAACCGCCGAGACUGACUGAAAGGUCCGAGCUCCGGUCUCCGCUCCGUCUGCUCGCAGAAAAGUGGCAGUGUCGUCGGGCUCGAGGAAAAGGGCUCAAAUGCAGCGUGUUGACAAGGACGCGCGCGCGCUGCCCGUCGUAGUGGAAACGCAGAACGUCGGCGGCUUUUGAGAAGAAUCUGACAAGAAAACACACUUGUUUUUUUUUAAUUAUUAUUAUAUUAUGUUCUGACUACCUUCGACUAAAAAAAAAGAGCUCGGUAUUGUUGUCUUUCAUGGGAUAAAAUCUGUGGACAAGUUUUGAGUUCUGAGUGAAGUGUUCGCGAUGGACUGGCAUUUACGCCGCGUCGCCGCGUUUUCGCGGUGCGGACAACGAGGGGGUUGACGACGCUAAACGACUUAAAGUAGUUUCGGGAAUUUACAGGACAUUUGCACAUUAACUGGGGAUCCCGUGUUUCUGUAAAAACCGGUGUCGACAUGGGUGCCCCGCUUCAUUUUUUAAAAAUGACUUUUCAUCUAAGAAUUUGCGUCGUUUUUGCAUUUAUUGGAAUAACGUUAUCAGAGCCCGGCCAUCCCAACCAAGUGGUUCUGUUGGACACCACAGCUGUACUGGGCGAACUGGGCUGGAUGACCUACCCAGUGAACGGGUGGGACGCCAUCACAGAGAUGGAUGAGCAGAACCGGCCCAUCCACACCUUCCAGGUGUGCCACGUAAUGGAGCCCAACCAGAACAACUGGCUGCGCUCCAACUGGAUCUCGCGGCAGGAGGCGCAGAAGCUGUACGUGGAGUUGCGAUUCACGCUGCGCGACUGCAACAGCAUCCCAUGGGUGUCGGGCACCUGCAAGGAGACCUUCAACCUGCUGUACUUGGAGGCGGACGACCCGCAUGGGCCGGCGGCGCGCUUCCACGCCGCCGACUACGCCAAGGUGGACACCAUCGCCGCCGACGAGAGCUUCACGCAGACGGACCUGGGCGACCGCGUGCUGCGCCUCAACACGGAGGUGCGUGAGCUGGGGCCCCUGGCGCGCAAGGGCUUCUACCUGGCCUUCCAGGACGUGGGCGCGUGCAUCGCCCUGGUGUCCGUGCGCGUCUACUACAAGAAGUGCCCGUCCACGCUGCGCAACCUGGCCGCCUUCCCUGACACGGUGCCGCGCGUGGACUCGUCCUCGUUGGUGGAGGUGCGGGGUGCGUGCGUGGAGCACGCCGAGGAGCGCGACACGCCCAAGCUGUACUGCGGCGCUGACGGCGACUGGCUGGUGCCACUUGGGCGGUGUGUGUGCAGCGUGGGCCACGAGGAGAGCGAUGGACUCUGCCUGGCCUGCAGAGCUGGCUUCUACAAGGCCUUCGCAGGGAACAUUAAGUGCUCCAAGUGCCCACCCCACAGCUUCAGCCACACGGAGGCGUCCACCCUGUGUCACUGCGAGGGUGGCUACCACAGAGCCGGCAAGGACCCACCCACCAGCGCCUGCACACGCCCACCCUCUCCUCCCCGCAACGUGGUCUACAACAUAAACGAGACAGCCCUCUUCCUGGAGUGGGCUCCGCCCAGCGACAUGGGCGGCAGGAAGGACGUGACGUACAACGUGCUGUGUCAGCGCUGCGGCGGGGCGGGGCAGGCGUGCGAGCCGUGCGACGGCGACGUGCGCUUCGUGCCCCGCCCCGCCGGACUCACGCGCACCUCAGUGGCCGUGCAGGACUUCGUGGCCAACGCCAACUACACGUUCCACAUCGAGGCGGUCAACGGCGUGUCAGGCCUGGGCCGCACCGCACGACAGACCGCCAACAUCACCGUCAGCACCGACCAGGCGGAGGAGCUCAUCAGCCCUGUGGACCGUGGCGAGGGUGAUGUGAUUGCUGUGAUCCGUGUGCUGGCUGGUGAUGUCAGGGGGAUUGGUGUGUCUCUGAUCGGCCACCAGAGGAGGAUAGUGAGCAGCAUACAGACAUUGCGACUGCAGCUCCUCCAUGUUCAACAGAGUGGCUUCCAUGUAUGAGACGGACCAGUGAACACACAAGCACGCGCACGCACACACAUGCACACACAGACAUCACACAGUAACACACACAUACACACAGGCAGACUUGGUCUGUCUUACCAAACACACAUGAAGAACUGCAAAGCUUUGGUUCGUUCUCAAGACCUUUCAGCUGGCCAUUGACGACUUCCAAGUGAAUAAGCAAUUCAGUGAGAAAGAGCCAGGAUGAAAGGACACUCUAGAUGUCAUAGGUCAUUUGUCUUCUGGGUGAGAAAUGGACAGCCAAUCAGGGUAGCUGCAGUGGACAAUGAAAGCAUGACACUGUCGCUAUGGUGAUGUCAUCUGUUAAUCAUCCUACAAGUUCUGUGACUGGCUGGAUUCACAGUCCAAGAACCUUUAAUAGUAUAUUUGCUAUUUUAAUGUAACGCGUAUGUGUCUUAAAGAGAUAUUUAUUGUUUAUUCAUCAUGCUACUUCUUGGAGCCUCUGAAAUGAGACUGUGGAACUGUUGAAUGUCAAUGGAUUUAUAUGGCUAUUACCCAUUAUUUAUCACACCUGAUAUUUAAGAUGGUAUUUAUAUGUAUGUGUAUGUGACUUUUUUGUUCUUCGUUUUUAUUUAUUUACUUUUCCUCAGCAAUAUGUGCAGUCUUUUCGGAACAUCUGAGAAAAGAGCCAAGAGUGGGAGUAGAGAAUCGUGUCUUACGCGGUUAAAAGAAAAAAAAUCCACACAAAACCAUGAACCUCCUCAGGCAGUCUGCCGUGUUGUCCAUGACCAGCACUGGGCCUUGUGGAAGACUGAAAGCCAUGGUCUUCUGCUUCUGCAUGAGACCUGACACAUCAAAACUCAAGUUCCAGAAUUGUACACACUGGUCUUGACCUUCUUGACCUCGAUAUGUUCUGCUCUGACGCACUAGAUUUAUAGAAUUCUAUAGGAUAUCGUGGGUUAUGAGAGACAGAGAAGAUUGUCACCGGUUCUCAAAUAGAAUACACUCACCGAAUGUAGGCUGGUGUGUAGCGAAGAAAACCCUUCAUCCCAUACACAUACAUGCACAUGCAGAAUUUGCAGGUUAGUGCGCUUACCUAACAAUAAUUUAAUAUGAUGCUCUGUAUUGCUUAGUUUGUACACAGAGAGAGAGAGAGAGAGAGAGAGAGAGAGAGAGAGAGAGAGAGAGAGAGAGAGAGAGAGAGAGAGAGAGAGAGUGCCAUGCCACAAGCAGGAAAUGCACUCAUCAGACCUUCAGUUUAUGCCUCUUAGGACUUGACCACAUGUUCAGGACACUAAGAACUCAUGUCUAGACUACUGAUGCACACUGGUGAAAGUAGAAAACAGUUCGAACUCCAGCUGAUGAGGGGAAACUGGUUUAUCAGGUCGGUCCACACUAUAAUGUAUAGUGAAUAGUAAUCUAAUUGUAUAUUAUUUUUUAUAAUUUAUAAUGGAUUAAAAAGAAGUGAAAGUGGGUUAGGCUGGUUGUUUGUAAAAAAUAAAAGAUA
This is a messenger RNA of Electrophorus electricus (electric eel), 3859 nucleotides long. Lineage: Eukaryota; Metazoa; Chordata; Actinopteri; Gymnotiformes; Gymnotidae. The record is from RefSeq and is a predicted model, not a curated record.